UGGAAUGCUUCUUGUCAAACUCUCGCUCUGCGCGUCAUAGAAACACACCGAACCCAAAUUCAUAUUUAUAUACCAUCAGUUUUAAGCCCUAAUCAAUAAUCAUAUUCCAAUCAAAAACUCUCUAUACUCCCCUACGAUUUACUUCUACAGAUCCAUCAAUCCAGCACAAUAAUCUCAAGUACACUGUUUUAAAAUUUCACUUGGCGUGAUUUGAUCCGAAUAAUAAUAAAAAAGUAAUAAAUCAAUUGUUGAAUAUAUUUGUGUUUGUGUAUAAUAAAAAAAAAAUAAAGAGAUGUAUCCAGGAAUGAUGAUGGAUCCUGAGAUGAUGAGACUUGCUCAGGAGCAGAUGAGUCGCAUGUCUCCUGCUGAUUUGGCCAGGAUUCAACAACAGAUGAUGUCCAAUCCUGAUUUGAUAAGAAUGGCCACAGAUAGUAUGAAACAUAUGAAACCUGAGGACUUGAGGCAUGCUGCAGAACAGUUGAAGUCUACUCGACCAGACGAGAUGGCACAAAUUGGUGAGAAGAUGGCCAAUGCAACGCCAGAGGAGCUAGCUGCCAUGCGUUCCCGAGUAGAUGCACAAAUAAGCUAUGAAUUGAAUGCUGCCCAGAUGCUGAAAAAGCAGGGGAAUGAAUUUCACAGUCAGGGAAAGUUUAAUGACGCAUUAGAGAAGUAUAUGCGAGCAAAAAAUAAUCUGAAAAACGUUCCAGCAUCUAAAGGCGCUGCUCUCCUCCUUGCGUGCUCUCUUAAUUUGAUGUCAUGCUACUUGAAAACAAGUCAGUAUGAUGAGUGCAUAAAAGAAGGUACCGAGAUAUUGGCAAAUGAUGCAAGAAAUGUCAAAGCUCUUUAUAGGAGAGGUCAAGCAUAUAAAAAUUCAGGACAACUACAGAAAGCAGUGUCUGACUUGUCUAAAGCACUUGAACUUUCUCCCGAUGAUGAAACUAUUGCAGAAGUUUUAAGGGAUGCCAAGGAUAAAUUAAGUGAGCAAGGUGAUGAGGAUACACCAGGAGGCAUAAGAAUAGAGGAAAUAACAGAUGAACUUCCAACUCUGUUCUCUGAAAAGGAUCAAGCUUCAUCAUCAGAAUCUCCGGAACAGAAGAGGGAUGUUAGUAAACAAGUGAGGAACACUAGUGGUGUUCUCAAUGAUGACAAAGAAUCAAUCAGAUCUUUCCAGAACUUCAUGUCUCAAGCAGAUCCAGAAACCAUGUCAUCUAUGGGUGGUGGAAAGUUUGCAAGCUUAUCACCUGAUAUGGUGAAGACCGCCUCCAACAUGAUUAGUAAGAUGCCACCUGAGGAAUUCCAAAAAAUGGUCCAGAUGGCAAGCUCCUUCCAGGGGGAGAAUCCAUCAUUUACGAAUGAGACCGGCAUGCCAAAUCUUACACCUGACAUGCUUAAAACAGCAAAUGAUAUGAUGAGUAAGAUGCCAGCAGAAGAGCUCCAAAAGAUGUUUGAAAUGGCAUCAUCUUUGAAUGGGAAUGGUGUACAAUCAAAUAGAAUUAAUAAUAAUAAUUCAGAUGGUCAAGAAAAUCAGAGAAGCUCAAUUAGUAAUGGAAAUAGUGGUGAGAGUGGUCCUUCUGAGGCUUUUUCAAAUUCAAGAAGUGCACCUCAGCCGAGCUUUUCUAGUUCUAGCUCCAGCUCGGAUCUUCGAAGCCAGUUGAAGAAUCCAGCCAUGCGUGAGAUGAUGUCAUCAAUGAUGAAAAAUAUGAGCCCUGACAUGAUGGCAAACAUGAGUCAGCAAUUUGGAGUUAAACUUUCUCGGGAGGACGCAGAAAGAGCUCAACAAGCCAUGUCAUCUUUGUCACCAGAGAACCUGGAUAGAAUGAUGAAGUGGGCAGAUCGAAUACAAAGAGCUGGUGAAAGCGCCGUGAAAACAAAAAAUUGGCUUCUGGGAAGGCAAGGGUUGAUUAUGGCACUAUGUAUGCUUGCUUUUGCAGUCUUCCUCCAUUGGUUGGGCUACAUUGGCAGAUAAAUGCAACCAAUUUGCUGACAAGACCAAUCAGUAAACUUGUAACUGGAAAUAUGUAACGUUUUGAGCUAAUCGGGCAGGAACUACAAUGCAGAAUGCACAUACAGGCGCACGAGAUAGAUUGUAGAAUAUGUUUGUGUUUUUAUGUUGAAAGUUGUAAUACCCUGAAUCUCUUUUUGCAAUUUCAUUUUUUCAUUAUGGUUCGAAUAAGUUAUAAGUGGCUAAGAAAGCAUUCGUGGUCAAUACACUAAAUUAUUCAAAGUUGCUAAGAUUGCACCCGUGGUCAAUACACAAAUAUUCUAAGUUGCUAAGAA
Messenger RNA from Erigeron canadensis, 2277 nucleotides. RefSeq names its product outer envelope protein 61. The record is from RefSeq and is a predicted model, not a curated record. The transcript has 11 exons. Gene Ontology annotation, molecular function: protein binding. Bases 293 to 1966 code for a protein of 557 amino acids. NCBI's taxonomy places the organism in Eukaryota, Viridiplantae, Streptophyta, Magnoliopsida, Asterales, Asteraceae.